This is a messenger RNA of Racocetra persica, 1027 nucleotides long. Lineage: Eukaryota; Fungi; Glomeromycota; Glomeromycetes; Diversisporales; Gigasporaceae. The record is from the annotation of a GenBank genome assembly.
AUGAGUGAUGUGAAACAAGAAAUAAGUGAUGCUGAACAAGAAUUAAGCAAUGAGCAAGAAAUGAGUGAUGUGAAACAAGAAAUAAGUAAUGUGGAGCAAGAAAUGAAUGAUGUGAAACAAGAAUUAAGUGAUAAUGGGCAAAAAUUAAACAAUCAAAUACUGAGCUAUACUGAAGGUUUAGAUCUAGAAUUAUAUUCUAAUUAUGAAUUAGAUUUUCAGAAAGAUAGUAGUAUAAAUACAUCUGAUGAUGAACUGUUAACAGAUUCUAAUUCGGUGUCAAACAAUAAUACUGCAAUCCAAUUACCUCCAGGUUUUUCAGAAGCUUUAAGACUGCUGGAAAUCAAAGCUCAUUCUAAUAUGACGAAUGAUAUGUAUAGCGAAAUUAUGGAUGCUUUUAGUAUGCAAAAUGUAUCUUUAUAUCGUGCCACUAAGAAAUUAUCAAAUGGAAUCAAAUGCUAUGAUGGUUAUACAAACCAAGAUUUUAUAUUGCAUUGUUCGGUCGUAUCUUGGUCAGGAGACAUGCCAGCUCUUGCGAAAUUGAUGUGCACAACAGGCACAAUUCUUACCAAGGUUGUAGGUCAAUAUUGUAAUAUAUGUGGAAUAUGGAAAAAUCAUGUAUACUUUCCUACAAGGCCUCCUAACAAUAAACGAAAAUCAAUUUAUGACCCAAAUAACCUUUCUAAAAGAACACAUCAUGACUAUCUAAAAAAGAUACAAAGGUGGAAAGCAGCUGAGAAAAAUAGAAAUAGAAAAAAGACAGAAAUUACUACAGAAUUUUAUGGACGUGUAGAAUAUUACUUUGUUCACCAAUUCAAUGGCAAUGCUCAUAUGAUGGCAUUUAUACAGUGGACUCAAAAGUUUAAUGAAGAUGAAUAUGGACUUAAAUCUUUUAGAGAAUUUGGAAUCAAACAAUUUAUUGAUGUACAAGUAAUUGAUCGAUGUGUGGGAUUCUUAAAAUAUAACAAUAUCUUAUUUAUUAUUGACAAGAAAGUAGAUGAUUCCGAUGAUAGUUAUAUAGAAUCAAGCA